This is a messenger RNA of Neolamprologus brichardi, 438 nucleotides long. NCBI's taxonomy places the organism in Eukaryota, Metazoa, Chordata, Actinopteri, Cichliformes, Cichlidae. The record is from RefSeq and is a predicted model, not a curated record.
CGUACACUCUCGGGUGGGCGGAUCGUAGCGGUGACAGCGACGCUCGGAGACUCUGGACAAACUGUCAAAAAGGAGACAACUAACGCCAUGGCAGAGUUAGACCUGAGUCUGAGCGAUGCGCUGACGGACAGCGUUCCCCAGCCCGGCCCGGAGAACAUGGUGCACAGGGACUUUGUGGCUGAGCUGGAGGCGGAGCACUUUGACGAUAAGGUCGGAGAGACGGUGGGAAAGACGGACUACAUCCCGCUGCUGGACAACGAUGACGCCAGGGCAGACGCGGGUACUGCAAUGGAGAAUGGAAAGCAGGAAGCUCGUGGGGUGCAGAAGCCUGAGGACUAGAACCCGCCUCCAUCGCCAUGCUGACUGUCAGCCCGCUGUGCUUCUGCUUCUGUGCACCUCCUCCCUUCUCCCCGUACAACACACACACACACACACACA